Messenger RNA from Akanthomyces muscarius, 1227 nucleotides. RefSeq lists its product as uncharacterized. NCBI's taxonomy places the organism in Eukaryota, Fungi, Ascomycota, Sordariomycetes, Hypocreales, Cordycipitaceae. The transcript has 4 exons. The record is from RefSeq and is a predicted model, not a curated record. Bases 1 to 1227 code for a protein of 408 amino acids.
AUGGGUGUUUUCAUCUAUCCGCUUCUGCCCGUCACCCUAUCGGAGCUGAUCCCCAUCCCGUGGGCCUCGAUCCGCUCAUGGCUCGACUCGGCCGCGCAGGCGCAGGCGUCGGCCGCGCGCGGCACCACGACCCUGACGCAGCCGCAGCUGCUCGCGCUCUCGCACCUCGUGCCCUUUUGCGCGGAGCCGCGCGUGCUGCCCAAGGACGACCACGUCGGCAAGCUCAUGCAAUUCGCGCAGGGAAACCGGCUGGACCAGCCGACGUUUAGGAUGAGCGACCCGGUGGACGUGCCGCACAAGGGCGCGCUGCAGCUGCGCUGGCACUGCGAGUGCGUGUUGCCGUGGUGCGGCGAGAGGUUCCCAACGACGAAGGAGGGAGCGCAGCCGGCGCUGUUUCCAAACAAAAAGGAUGCGAAACAGUAUGCCGCCGUACAGGCCAUGGCUUUCCUCACCGGCAUGACGAAGGAGCUGGCGACGACAUUGCCUACGCCUCGCGAGCCAUCACCACCACCACCACCACCGAAGCACCAGCAGACUUCCCAGCUGCCGCCGCAGCACCUCCCGCCGCCGCAGCCAGUUCCGCAACCGCAGCAGCGACCCGAGAAGCAGUCCCAGCCUCUCCCACCAUCUCACCCCGCGCCCCGACCGCAACAGGAACCACAGUUGCUGCCAACGUCAAACCGAUCCGUCACACCUCCUCCUCCUCCAGCCGCCUCUGUCCCUCGCAUCGCCGCCGCCGCGCCAUCCACGCCACCGUCCCUUGGCGACGGCGGCUCCCGUCCCAAACGCCCGCUCGACUCGUCCGACGCGCACAGCAGCCACCGCGACUCGCCCCUUAAGCAGCGGCAGCACCCGCCCUCCUCCACGUCCUCCUCCACGCCCUCGCCCGAGCCAGCCCCCGCCGCCGGCGUCCCGUUUGUCUCGCCGCAGGGGGGUCGGGGCGGCGACGCCGCCGCGGAGCAGCAGCGGCUGAUUGACGCCAUCCGCCGUCUGUCGUCGCGGCUGGGCGUCGCGCAGCCGCAGUACCGCCUCACGCAGAACCCGCCGAAUUUCUUUAGCGGGCACGCCGAGUUCCCGCCCGCGUCGCGCGUGCCCGAGGAUGUCGCCGUAGUGAGGGACGUUCUGGGCAAGAGGCAGGCAAGGAUCCAGAUUGCGACCAAGGUGCUGGCGUGGAUGGAGAGGGAGGAGGCGAAGAGGACGGCGCAGACAGAUGCGCUGCUGCAGUGA